This is a messenger RNA of Lutra lutra (Eurasian river otter), 19300 nucleotides long. RefSeq names its product FAT atypical cadherin 3 (gene FAT3). Lineage: Eukaryota; Metazoa; Chordata; Mammalia; Carnivora; Mustelidae. Gene Ontology annotation, molecular function: calcium ion binding. The record is from RefSeq and is a predicted model, not a curated record. The transcript is spliced from 28 exons. Gene Ontology annotation, biological process: homophilic cell-cell adhesion. Bases 484 to 14253 code for a protein of 4589 amino acids. Gene Ontology annotation, cellular component: cell-cell junction; plasma membrane.
CUCUCCCCCUCGCCCUUUUCGCUCGCGGUUUGGGAGGAGGAGACAGCGACAGAAAAGCGAGAGGGGGCGACGAGAGAGGGGCUUGGCUGUGCGUCGGCGUCGGCUGUGAUGGGGAGCUGGGAGCAGCCAGGCGGCGAGCAGUAGCGGCGGCGGCGGCAGCACGGAGCAGACACGAGAGCCAGGCGCUGCUCCCGGCAGGCUGCGCUGUGAUCUGGGCUGCGGAUUGGGAUCUCGCGCCCCGUCCCCCUCCUCCCGCUGCCGUUCUCCUCCUCCCGGCUUCCCCCGCUCUGCCUGCGAGCCUCCGAACGCCGAGCGCCUCAGCCCGCGGCUCCAGUCCGGGAGAGCGCGCGGCGUGCACUGCGGCGGCGGCGGCCGGGCGGCGGGCUAGUCCUGGGCUGGAGCGCUCGGAGAGGAAGACCGCGGAGGCUGCGCCUGGUGGAGCCGUGGAUCGCCGGCGAAAGCAAGGGAUGGAGGUAUGAUGCGAUGGAUAUAACUAUGGGAUACUGUGUGGGUACAAGGCCUCCCCCUUCUUGCCUCAUCCUCCUGCUUCUCAAGCUUAUGGCCACAGUGUCCCAGGGGCUGCCAGGGACCGGGCCCCUGGGCUUCCACUUCACUCACCCUGUGUACAAUGCUACCGUGUGUGAGAACUCAGCCGCAAGGACCUAUGUCCACAGCCAGGGUAGGAUGGGCAUCACCUUAAUAGAUCUGUCCUGGGAUGUCAAAUACAGAAUUGUAUCUGGAGAUGAGGAAGGCUUCUUCAAAGCAGAGGAAGUCAUCAUUGCAGACUUCUGUUUCCUCAGAAUAAGAACUAAAGGUGGCAAUUCGGCCAUAUUGAAUCGGGAGAUUCAGGACAAUUAUUUAUUGAUAGUCAAAGGUUCUGUUAGAGGAGAGGAUCUGGAAGCAUGGACCAAAGUGAACAUACAGGUUUUAGAUAUGAAUGACCUGCGACCCUUGUUUUCACCCACAACAUACUCUGUUACAAUAGCAGAAAGCACCCCUUUAAGGACUAGUGUUGCCCAGGUGACUGCCACAGACGCCGAUAUAGGCUCCAAUGGAGAAUUCUACUACUACUUUAAAAACAAAGUUGAUCUCUUUUCAGUCCACCCCACAAGUGGUGUCAUCUCUUUAAGUGGGCGGUUAAAUUAUGAUGAAAAGAAUAGGUACGAUCUGGAGAUUUUGGCUGUGGACCGGGGGAUGAAACUCUAUGGAAACAACGGAGUGAGCAGUACUGCAAAGCUUUAUGUUCACAUUGAACGUGUAAAUGAACACGCCCCAACUCUCCAUGUGGUCACUCAUGUUCCUUUCUCGCUGGACAAAGAGCCGACAUACGCGGUGGUGACAGUCGAUGACCUAGAUGAGGGGGCCAAUGGAGAAAUUGAGUCUGUUUCCAUUGUGGCUGGGGAUCCUUUAGAUCAGUUCUUCCUGGCUAAGGAAGGCAGGUGGAUGAAUGAAUACAAGAUUAAGGAGAGAAAGAAGGUCGACUGGGGGAGUUUUCCUUAUGGCUACAACCUCACUCUUCAAGCAAAAGAUAAGGGGUCCCCCCAGAAAUUUUCAGCAGCGAAGAUCGUCCACAUUGCCAAUCCCCAAAGAGACACUGUCCCAGUUAGAUUUGAAAAAGAAACGUAUGAUGUGAGCAUUAGUGAAUUCUCCCCUCCUGGUGUCGUGGUUGCUAUAGUAAAAUUAAGUCCCGAACCUCUCGAUGUGGAAUACAAAUUAUCUCCUGGUGAGGAUGCACAGUACUUCAAAAUUAAUCCUCGGUCUGGUCUGAUUGUCACAGCACAGCCGCUGAAUACUGUUAAGAAGGAGGUUUAUAAGCUGGGAGUGACAAACAAGGAAGGAGAUUUAAAAGCACAAGUCACCGUUGGCAUAGAAGAUGCGAAUGACCACACCCCAGAAUUUCAGCAGGCGCUGUACGAUGCUUUUGUGAAUGAAAGCGUCCCAGUGGGCACAAGUGUUCUGAUGGUUUCAGCUUCUGAUAAGGAUAAAGGAGAAAAUGGGUACAUCACAUAUAGUAUUGCCAGUCUGAAUUUGUUACCAUUUGCCAUUAACCAGUUUACAGGUGUUAUUAGCACAACUGAAGAAUUGGAUUUUGAAUCCUCCCCAGAGACUUACAGGUUCAUCGUAAGAGCCUCCGACUGGGGUUCGCCAUACCGCCAUGAAAGUGAAGUAAAUGUGACUAUUCGAAUAGGAAAUGUCAAUGACAACAGCCCUCUCUUUGAGAAAGUGGCUUGCCAGGGAGUUAUUUCCUAUGACUUUCCAGUCGGGGGUCACAUCACAGCUGUCUCUGCAAUUGAUAUUGAUGAACUUGAACUUGUAAAGUACAAAAUCAUCUCUGGAAAUGAACUUGGUUUCUUUUAUUUAAACCCAGACUCCGGGGUUUUACAACUUAAAAAGUCGCUGAUGAAUUCUGGCAUCAAAAAUGGUAAUUUUGCCCUCAGGAUUACAGCAACCGAUGGAGAGAAUUUUGCGGACCCCAUGUCUGUUAACAUUUCAGUCCUACAUGGGAAGGUGUCUUCAAAGAGCUUUAGUUGCAGAGAAACUCGUGUGGCUCAAAAGCUGGCAGAGAAACUGCUCAUUAAGGCAAAAGCAAACGGGAAACUGAACCUGGAAGACGGAUUUCUUGACUUUUAUUCAGUUAAUAGGCAAGGACCACAUUUUGAUAAGUCAUUUCCUUCUGAUGUGGCUGUGAAGGAGAAUCUGCCUGUUGGUGCCGACAUCCUGAAGAUUAAAGCCUAUGACGCUGACUCUGGCUUCAAUGGAAAGGUGCUAUUUACGAUAUCUGACGGGAACACGGACAGUUGCUUUAAUAUCGACAUGGAGACUGGGCAACUUAAAGUCCUUCUGCCAAUGGACCGAGAGCACACAGACCUCUAUCUCCUUAAUAUCACCAUCUAUGACUUAGGCAAUCCACAAAAAUCUUCAUGGAGGUUGCUGACCAUCAAUGUGGAGGAUGCGAAUGACAACAGCCCAAUUUUUCUCCAAGACAGUUACUCAGUUAACAUUCUUGAAAGUUCAAGUAUUGGAACUGAGAUAAUUCAAGUGGAAGCCAGAGACAAAGACUUGGGUUCUAAUGGGGAAGUAACUUACUCAGUGUUGACAGAUACACAGCAGUUUGCUAUCAACAGCUCAACUGGAAUUGUCUAUGUAGCCGACCAGUUGGACCGGGAAUCUAAAGCAAACUACUCUUUAAAAAUAGAAGCUCGAGACAGGGCAGAAAGUGGCCAGCAGCUGUUUUCCGUUGUCACCCUUAAGGUUUUUUUGGAUGAUGUCAAUGACUGUUCCCCGGCUUUCAUUCCCAGUAGCUAUAGUGUGAAGGUUCUGGAAGAUCUCCCCAUUGGCACUGUCAUUGCUUGGCUGGAGACCCAUGAUCCGGAUCUUGGGCUAGGGGGUCAAAUGCGCUAUUCUUUGGUCAAUGACUAUAAUGGGAGAUUUGAAAUAGAUAAAGCAAGUGGUGCCAUUCGCUUGAGCAAAGAGCUGGACUAUGAAAAGCAACAAUUCUAUAACCUCACGGUUCGGGCCAAAGACAAAGGGCGACCGGUCUCUCUGUCUUCUGUUUCCUUUGUUGAGGUGGAGGUGGUGGAUGUCAAUGAAAACCUCCACACUCCCUACUUCCCAGACUUUGCUGUCGUUGGAUCUGUAAAAGAAAACUCACGCAUCGGAACAAGUGUGCUGCAGGUAGCUGCCCAAGAUGACGACUCUGGGAGGGAUGGAGAGAUCCAGUACUCCAUCAGGGAUGGCAGUGGUCUCGGAAGGUUCAAUAUAGAUGACGAGAGUGGAGUCAUCUCUACUGCAGACAUUCUUGAUCGAGAGACAACGGGGUCCUACUGGCUGACCGUGUACGCCACAGACCGGGGCGUUGUUCCACUUUAUUCCACAAUUGAGGUCUACAUUGAAAUUGAAGAUGUGAAUGACAAUGCCCCCCUGACCUCGGAACCUAUUUAUUAUCCUGUUGUCAUGGAAAACUCGCCAAAGGAUGUAUCUGUCAUUCAGAUCCAGGCUGAGGAUCCAGACUCCAGUUCCAAUGAGAAACUGACAUACAGGAUUACAAGUGGGAAUCCCCAGAACUUCUUUGCCAUCAAUACCAAAACAGGUCUGAUUACAACAACUUCAAGGAAAUUGGAUCGAGAACAGCAGGCAGAACAUUUUCUGGAGGUGACUGUGACAGAUGGCGGUUCCUCUCCAAAACAGUCCACAAUUUGGGUGGUGGUUCAGGUUUUGGAUGAAAAUGACAAUAAACCCCAGUUCCCAGAGAAGGUCUACCAGAUCAAGCUGCCAGAACGUGACCGAAAAAAAAGGGGAGAACCCAUUUAUAGGGCUUUUGCGUUUGACAGAGAUGAAGGCCCCAAUGCAGAAAUCUCCUACAGUAUCGUGGAUGGGAAUGAUGAUGGAAAGUUUUUUAUUGACCCUAAAACUGGCAUGGUUUCUUCCAGAAAGCAGUUUACAGCAGGGAGUUAUGACAUCCUAACGAUAAAGGCAGUGGACAAUGGGCGCCCACAGAAAUCCUCCACGGCCCGCCUCCACAUUGAAUGGAUUAAGAAACCACCCCCUUCACCUAUACCGCUGACUUUUGACGAGCCGUUUUAUAACUUCACAGUCAUGGAAAGCGAUAGAGUCACCGAGAUUGUAGGGGUGGUGUCUGUGCAGCCAGCUAACACCCCUCUGUGGUUUGACAUAGUUGGGGGGAAUUUUGACAGCUCUUUUGACGCAGAGAAGGGUGUUGGGACCAUUGUCAUUGCAAAACCUUUGGAUGCAGAACAGAGGUCCAUCUAUAAUAUGAGUGUGGAAGUCACCGAUGGGACAAAUGUUGCUGUCACUCAGGUAUUUAUCAAAGUGCUGGAUAAUAAUGAUAAUGGCCCAGAAUUCUCUCAGCCGAAUUACGAUGUCACAAUCUCUGAGGACGUGCUUCCAGAUACAGAGAUCUUGCAGAUUGAAGCCACAGAUAGAGACGAGAAGCACAAACUGAGCUACACUGUCCACAGUAGCAUCGACUCGGCCAGCAUGAGGAAAUUCCGGAUUGACCCUAGCACUGGUGUGCUCUACACUGCUGAGAGGCUGGACCACGAGGCCCAGGACAAGCAUAUCCUCAACAUCAUGGUCAGAGAUCAGGAGUUUCCUUAUCGAAGAAACUUGGCCCGAGUCAUUGUGAAUGUGGAAGAUGCUAAUGAUCACAGUCCCUAUUUCACCAGCCCACUGUAUGAAGCGUCUGUGUUUGAAUCGGCUGCUCUGGGAUCAGCUGUUCUGCAAGUGACCGCCCUGGACAAAGACAAGGGGGAAAAUGCAGAACUCAUAUAUACCAUAGAAGCAGGGAACACUGGGAACACAUUUAAGAUCGAACCAGUCCUGGGCAUCAUCACCGUUUCCAAAGAACCAGACAUGACAACAACGGGUCAGUUUGUCCUGUCCGUCAAAGUCACAGACCAGGGUUCCCCGCCAAUGUCUGCCACUGCAAUUGUGCGCAUUUCUGUUACCAUGUCUGAUAAUUCUCACCCCAAGUUCACUCACAAAGACUACCAAGCAGAAGUAAAUGAAAAUGUUGAUAUUGGAACAUCAGUCAUUCUAAUCGCUGCCAUCAGUCAAUCUACCCUCAUUUAUGAAGUCAAAGAUGGAAACGUUGAUGGGAUCUUUACCAUAAAUCCAUAUUCUGGAGUCAUCACCACCCGGAAGGCACUGGAUUACGAGCGUACUUCCUCCUACCAGCUCAUCGUUCAGGCCACUAACAUGGCAGGCAUGGCUUCCAAUGCCACAGUCAAUAUUCAGAUCGUUGAUGAAAAUGAUAAUGCCCCAGUUUUUCUCUUUUCUCAAUAUUCAGGCAGUCUGAGUGAAGCUGCCCCAGUCAAUAGCAUUGUCAGGAGCUCGGAUAAUAGCCCGCUGGUGAUUCGAGCCACUGAUGCCGACAGCAACCGGAAUGCUCUGCUGGUGUAUCAGAUUGUGGAGUCCACGGCCAAGAAGUUCUUUAUAGUAGACUCCAGUACAGGUGCAAUCAGAACAAUUGCCAACCUGGACCAUGAAACUAUUGCCCAUUUCCAUUUCCAUGUCCACGUGAGAGAUAGUGGCAGCCCCCAGUUGACGGCAGAGAGUCCUGUUGAAGUCAACAUAGAGGUAACGGAUGUGAAUGAUAACCCACCUGUUUUCACCCAGGCUGUGUUUGAGACUGUCUUACUUCUACCCACCUACGUUGGAGUGGAGGUUCUGAAAGUUAGUGCCACGGAUCCUGACUCCGAGGUGCCCCCGGAACUGACAUAUAGCCUAGUGGAAGGUAGCUUGGAUCAUUUCUUGAUUGACUCAAAUAGUGGAGUGCUCACCAUAAAAAACAACAGCCUCUCCAAAGAUCACUACAUGUUGAUAGCUAAAGUGUCCGAUGGAAAGUUCUACAGUACAUCCAUGGUCACCAUCCUGGUUAAAGAAGCCAUGGAUAGUGGCCUCCACUUUACACAAAGCUUUUACUCGACCUCAAUUUCAGAGAACAACACUAACAUAACCAAAGUUGCUAUUGUCAAUGCCAUUGGAAAUCGCCUUAAUGAGCCAUUAAAAUACAGCAUCUUAAACCCAGGAAAUAAGUUCAAGAUAAAAUCUACCUCAGGGGUCAUUCAGACCACUGGAGUCCCCUUUGACCGUGAAGAACAAGAGUUAUACGAGCUGGUGGUGGAAGCCAGCCGAGAGCUGGACCAUCUGCGUGUGGCUAGAGUGGUGGUCAGGGUUAACAUUGAAGACAUCAAUGACAAUUCUCCAGUCUUUGUGGGUCUCCCUUACUAUGCUGCUGUGCAAGUUGAUGCUGAGCCCGGGACUCUAAUUUACCAGGUGACAGCCAUUGACAAAGAUAAAGGUGCAAAUGGAGAAGUGACCUAUGUACUACAGGAUGACUAUGGCCACUUUGAGAUUAACCCUAAUUCAGGGAACGUUAUUUUAAAAGAAGCAUUCAACUCUGACUUGUCCAACAUUGAGUAUGAAGUCACCAUCCUAGCCAAAGAUGGUGGAAAACCCUCUUUAUCCACCUCUGUAGAACUUCCCAUCACAAUUGUCAACAAAGCGAUGCCCGUGUUUGAUAAGCCCUUUUAUACAGCAUCGGUCAAUGAAGACAUUAGAAUGGAUACCCCCAUUCUAAGCAUCAAUGCCACCAGUCCAGAAGGCCAAGGCAUCAUAUACAUCAUUAUUGAUGGGGAUCUUUAUAAACAGUUUAACAUUGAUUUUGACACUGGGGUCCUGAAAGUGGUUAGCCCCUUGGAUUAUGAAAUCACCUCUGUUUACAAGUUGACAGUAAGAGCCAGUGAUGCUCUUACUGGUGCCAGGGCUGAAGUCACUGUUGACUUACUGGUUAAUGAUGUAAAUGAUAACCCCCCUAUUUUCGAUCAACCCACAUACAAUACAACAUUAUCAGAAUCCUCUCUCAUUGGGACACCUGUUUUGCAAGUUGUCUCUACUGAUGCAGACUCAGAAAACAAUAAAUUGGUACAUUACCAGAUCGUCCAGGAUACUUACAACAGCACAGAUUAUUUUCACAUAGACAGCGCAAGUGGCUUGAUCCUGACAGCGCGGAUGCUGGACCAUGAGUCAGUGCAACACUGCAUUUUGAAAGUCAGAGCCACAGAUAACGGCUUCCCAUCACUGAGCAGCGAGGUCUUGGUUCAUAUCUAUAUCUCGGACAUAAAUGACAACCCUCCCGUUUUUAAUCAGCUCAUUUACGAAUCAUAUGUGAGUGAAUUAGCCCCCCGGGGCCAUUUUGUAACCUGUGUUCAAGCCUCUGAUGCAGACAGCUCUGAUUUUGACCGCUUGGAAUAUAGCAUUUUAUCUGGGAAUGACCGGACCAGCUUUCUGAUGGACAGCAAGAGUGGCAUCAUCACCCUGUCCAACCACCGGAAGCAGCGGAUGGAGCCCCUGUACAGUCUCAAUGUGUCAGUCUCUGAUGGGUUGUUCACUAGCACUGCACAGGUGCACAUCAGGGUACUCGGGGCUAACCUAUACAGCCCUACCUUUUCCCAAAGCACCUACGUAGCUGAGGUGAGAGAGAAUGCAGCCGCUGGGACAAAGGUCAUUCACGUUCGAGCCACAGAUGGGGAUCCUGGGCCAUAUGGGCAGAUCAGCUAUGCCAUCAUCAACGACUUUGCCAAGGAUCGAUUCCUCAUAGACAGCAAUGGACAAGUCAUCACAACAGAAAGGCUUGACCGGGAAAACCCUCUGGAGGGAGACAUUAGUAUUUUUUUGAGGGCCCUCGAUGGCGGAGGGAGGACGACCUUUUGCACCGUGAGAGUGAUCGUUGUGGAUGAGAAUGACAAUGCUCCCCAGUUCAUGACAUUGGAAUACAGAGCCAGUGUCAGGGCAGACGUUGGAAGAGGCCACUUGGUCACUCAAGUUCAAGCCAUGGAUCCAGAUGAUGGAGCAAAUUCAAGGAUUACUUAUUCUCUAUAUAGCGAGGCCUCGGUCUCGGUGGCUGACCUCCUAGAAAUCGAUCCUGACAAUGGCUGGAUGGUCACUAAGGGCAAUUUUAACCAGCUGAAAAGCACAGUGCUGUCAUUCUUUGUCAAAGCAGUAGACGGGGGCAUUCCAGUAAAGCACUCCCUUAUCCCUGUCUAUAUUCAUGUCCUGCCCCCUGAAACAUCCUUGCCUUCUUUCACCCAGUCUCAGUAUUCUUUCACUGUUUCAGAAGAUACAGCCAUUGGGAGCACGGUGGACACCCUGAGGAUUUUGCCCAGUCAGAAUGUCAGGUUCAGUACAGUUAAUGGGGAACGGCCAGAAAAUAACAAAGGGGGUGUCUUCAUCAUAGAGCAGGAAACAGGCACGAUCAAGGUUGACAAACGCCUCGAUCGUGAAGUCAGCCCAGUAUUCCACUUUAAAGUAGCAGCCACCAUACCCCUGGACAAGGUAGACAUUGUGUUUACUGUGGAUGUAGAUAUCAAGGUACUGGACUUGAAUGACAACAAGCCAGUCUUUGAAACUUCCAGCUAUGAGACGAUCAUAAUGGAAGGGAUGCCUGUGGGCACCAGACUCACACAGGUGAGAGCCAUCGACGAGGACUGGGGAGCCAACGGGCAGGUCACUUACUCCCUGCACUUGGAUUCCCAGCCUGAAAAGGUCAUGGAAGCCUUCAACAUUGACAGCAAUACAGGCUGGAUCAGUACCUUGAAGGACCUGGAUCACGAGACAGAUCCCACCUUCACCUUCUCUGUGGUGGCCUCUGACCUCGGAGAGGCCUUCUCUCUUUCAUCCACGGCUUUGGUCUCUGUCAGGGUGAUGGAUAUAAAUGACAAUGCUCCAGUCUUUGCCCACGAGGUGUACCGAGGGAAUGUGAAGGAGAGUGACCCUCCUGGCGAGGUGGUAGCCGUCCUCAGCACUUGGGACAGAGACACUUCCGACAUUAAUCGCCAAGUGAGCUACCAUAUUACGGGAGGGAACCCCCGAGGAAGGUUUGCCCUGGGCCUGGUGCAGAGUGAAUGGAAGGUCUAUGUGAAGAGACCUUUAGAUAGAGAAGAACAAGACAUUUACUUCCUCAAUAUCACUGCCACCGACGGGCUUUUUGUCACCCAGGCCAUGGUGGAAGUGACCGUCAGUGAUGUGAAUGACAACAGCCCAGUGUGUGAUCAGGUUGCAUAUACAGCAUUAUUUCCUGAAGACAUUCCAUCAAAUAAAAUUAUCCUGAAAGUCAGUGCCAAGGAUGCCGACAUUGGGUCCAAUGGAGAUAUACAAUACUCACUCUAUGGAUCUGGAAAUGAUGAAUUUUUUCUAGAUCCAGAAAGUGGUGAGUUAAAAACUUUGGCUCUCUUGGACCGGGAAAGGGUCCCCAUGUACAGCCUGAUUGCCAGGGCCACUGACGGAGGUGGUAGGUUCUGCCAGUCCGACAUCCACCUGAUCCUGGAGGACGUGAAUGAUAACCCACCUGUGUUUUCUUCCGACCACUACAAUGCUUGUGUAUAUGAGAACACAGCCACCAAGGCUCUGUUGACCAGAGUUCAAGCUGUGGAUCCUGACGUUGGCAUCAACAGGAAGGUAGUGUACUCCCUGGCUGACUCUGCCGACGGGUUCUUCUCCAUUGACAGCUCGUCUGGCAUCAUCAUCCUGGAGCAGCCGCUGGACCGAGAGCAGCAGCCCUCCUACAAUAUCAGCGUCCAGGCCACCGACCAGAGCCCCGGCCAGGCUCUGUCCUCUCUUGCCACGGUCACCAUCACCGUCCUGGACAUUAACGACAACCCGCCUGUGUUCGAGAGGAGGGACUACCUGGUCAGUGUGCCUGAGGACACCUCCCCGGGCACCCAAGUGCUUGCUGUUUUUGCCACCAGCAAAGAUAUCGGCACGAAUGCUGAGAUUACAUAUCUCAUCCGGUCUGGGAAUGAGCAAGGGCGAUUUCGAAUCAACCCAAAGACAGGGGGUAUUUCUGUCUCUGAGGUCCUGGACUAUGAAUUAUGCAAAAAGUUUUUCCUGGUGGUGGAAGCCAAAGACGGGGGCACACCAGCUCUCAGUGCAGUGGCCACCGUCAGCAUCAACCUCACGGAUGUGAACGACAACCCUCCCAGGUUCAGCCAGAAUGUUUACAGUGCUGUCAUCAGUGAAGACGCCUUGGUCGGUGACUCUGUCAUUUUGCUAGUAGCAGAAGAUGCGGAUAGCCAGCCCAACGGACAGAUUCGUUUUUCUAUUGUGAACGGAGAUCGGGACAAUGAAUUUGCCGUGGAGCCUGUCUUAGGACUUGUAAAGGUUAAGAAGAAAUUAGACCGGGAACGGGUGUCUGGAUACUCCCUGCUUGUCCAGGCAGUAGACAGCGGCAUUCCUGCGAUGUCAUCCACAGCCACUGUCAACAUUGACAUUUCCGACGUGAACGAUAACAGCCCAGUCUUCACGCCUGCUAACUAUACCGCUGUGAUCCAGGAAAAUAAGCCGGUAGGCACCAGCAUCUUGCAGCUGGUGGUGACAGACAGAGACUCCUUUCACAACGGGCCUCCCUUCUCCUUCUCAAUUUUGUCGGGAAACGAAGAGGAGGAGUUUGUCUUGGACCCGCAUGGGAUCCUGCGGUCCGCCGUGGUCUUCCAGCACACGGGGUCUCCAGAGUACGUGCUGUGUGUCCAGGCAAAAGAUUCGGGCAAACCCCAGCAGGUCUCCCACUCCUACAUCCACGUGCGGGUCAUCGAGGAAAGUAUCCACAAACCCACGGCCAUCCCACUGGAGAUUUACAUCAUCACCAUGGAGGACGACUUUCCUGGUGGGGUCAUUGGGAAGAUCCAUGCCACGGACCAAGACAUGUAUGACGUGCUCACAUUUGCCCUGAAAUCGGAGCAGAAGAGCUUGUUCAAAGUGAACAGUCACGACGGGAAGAUCAUCGCCCUGGGGGGCCUGGACAGCGGCAAGUACGUGCUGAAUGUGUCCGUGAGCGACGGCCGCUUCCAGGUGCCCAUCGACGUGGUCGUGCACGUGGAGCAGCUGGUGCAUGAGAUGCUGCAGAACACCGUCACCAUCCGCUUUGAGAACGUGUCCCCCGAGGACUUCGUGGGGCUGCACAUGCACGGCUUCCGCCGUACCCUACGCAAUGCCGUCCUCACGCAGAAGCAGGACAGUCUGCGCAUCAUCAGCAUCCAGCCCGUGGCAGGGACCACCCAGCUGGACAUGCUCUUUGCCGUGGAGAUGCACAGCAGUGAGUUCUACAAGCCGGCCUACCUGAUCCAGAAGCUGUCCAACGCCCGUCGGCACCUGGAGAACGUCAUGCGCAUCUCGGCCAUCCUGGAGAAAAACUGCUCGGGGCUGGACUGUCAGGAGCAGCACUGCGAGCAGGGCCUGUCCCUGGAUUCCCAUGCGCUCAUGACCUACAGCACAGCGCGCAUCAGCUUCGUGUGCCCACGUUUCUAUAGAAAUGUGCGCUGCACCUGUAACGGAGGACUGUGCCCGGGGUCCAACGAUCCUUGCAUGGAGAAGCCAUGUCCGGGGGACAUGCAGUGUGUUGGUUACGAAGCCAGCAGGAGACCGUACCUCUGCCAGUGUCCACCAGGGAAGCUCGGAGAGUGCUCAGGGCACACUUCUCUCAGCUUUGCUGGAAACAGUUACAUCAAAUACCGGCUGUCUGAAAAUAGCAAAGAAGAGGACUUCCGGCUCGCUCUGCGUCUGCGCACCCUGCAAAGCAACGGGAUUAUAAUGUACACCAGAGCAAAUCCCUGCAUAAUUCUGAAGAUCGUGGACGGCAAGCUGUGGUUCCAGCUGGACUGCGGCAAUGGCCCGGGGAUCCUGGGCAUCUCCGGCAGGGCGGUCAAUGAUGGGAGCUGGCACUCCGUCUUCCUGGAGCUCAACCGCAAUUUCACAAGCCUGUCCCUGGACGACAGCUAUGUGGAGCGGCGCAGGGCACCCCUCUACUUCCAGACGCUGAGCACGGAAAGCACCAUCUACUUUGGGGCGCUGGUGCAGGCAGAUAACAUCCGCAGCCUUACGGACGCGCGGGUCACGCAGGUGUUGAGCGGCUUCCAGGGCUGCCUGGACUCGGUGGUGCUGAACAACAACGAGCUUCCGCUACAGAACAAGCGCAGCAGCUUCGCGGAGGUGGUGGGCCUGACGGAGCUGAAGCUGGGCUGCGUGCUCUACCCCGAUGCCUGUGAGCGCAGCCCGUGCCAGCAUGGGGGCAGCUGCGCUGGCCUGCCCUCCGGAGGCUAUCAGUGUACCUGUCUCUCACAGUUCACUGGAAGAAACUGUGAGUCGGAGAUCACAGCUUGCUUCCCAAACCCCUGCCAGAACGGAGGCUCCUGCGACCCCAUAGGGAACACUUUCAUCUGCAAUUGCAAAGCUGGGCUCACUGGAGUCACGUGCGAGGAGGACGUCAAUGAGUGCGAGCGGGAGGAGUGUGAGAACGGGGGCUCCUGCGUCAACGUGUUCGGCUCCUUCGUGUGCAACUGCACGCCAGGCUAUGUGGGCCAGUACUGCGGGCUGCGGCCCGUGGUCGUGCCCAACAUCCAGGCCGGCCACUCGUACGUGGGCAAGGAGGAGCUCAUCGGCAUCGCCGUGGUCCUCUUCGUCAUCUUCAUCCUGGUCAUCCUCUUCAUCGUCUUCCGCAAGAAGGUCUUCCGCAAGAACUACUCGCGCAACAACAUCACGCUGGUGCAGGACCCCGCCACAGCCGCCCUGCUCAACAAGAGCAACGGCAUCCCGUUCCGGAACCUGCGCGGCAGCGGGGACUGCCGCAACGUCUACCAGGAGGUGGGGCCCCCGCAGGUGCCCGUGCGCCCCAUGGCCUACACGCCGUGCUUCCAGAGCGACUCCAGGAGCAACCUGGAUAAGAUCGUGGACGGGCUGGGGGGCGAGCAUCAGGAGAUGACCACGUUCCACCCGGAGUCCCCACGCAUCCUGACAGCCAGGCGUGGUGUAGUCGUGUGCAGCGUGGCCCCCAACCUGCCUGCUGUGUCGCCCUGCCGCUCGGACUGCGAUUCCAUCCGGAAGAAUGGCUGGGACGCAGGAACCGACAACAAAGGGGUCGAUGAUCCCGGAGAAGUGACCUGUUUCGCAGGCAGUAAUAAAGGCAGCAACUCUGAGGUUCAGUCCCUGAGCUCCUUCCAGUCGGAUUCUGGCGACGACAAUGCGUCCAUUGUGACUGUCAUUCAGCUUGUCAACAAUGUAGUUGACACUAUAGAGAAUGAAGUGUCUAUCAUGGACCAAGGACAGAAGUACAACCGAGCCUAUCACUGGGACACCUCCGACUGGAUGCCCGGGGCCCGCCUGUCGGACAUAGAAGAAGUGCCCAACUAUGAGAACCAGGAGGGAGGGUCGGCCCAGCAAGGCAGCACGCGGGAGCUAGAGAGCGAUUACUACCUGGGCGGCUAUGACAUCGACAGCGAGUACCCUCCCCCGCACGAGGAGGAGUUCCUGAACCAGGACCAGCUGCCCCCGCCCCUGCCUGAGGACUUCCCAGACCAGUAUGAGGCCCUGCCGCCCUCCCAGCCUGUGUCACUGGCCAGCACACUGAGCCCCGACUGCAGGAGGAGGCCCCAGUUCCACCCCAGCCAGUACCUCCCUCCCCAUACAUUCCCCAACGACACGGAUUUGGCGGGCCCACCUGCCGCCUGUGAAUUUAGUACUUUUGCGGUGGGCUUGAACCAGGGCGCGGAGACGGCAGGCCCCGCCGACAGCGCGUCUCUAUCCUUGCACAAUUCCAGAGGCACCUCGUCCUCGGAUGUGUCGGCCGGCUGUGGCUUUGACGACUCCGAAGCCGCCAUGAGUGACUACCAGAGCGUGGGAGAGCUCAGCCUCGCCAGCCUGCACAUACCCUUCCUCGAGACUCAGCACCAGACCCAAGUGUAGACAGCGUGCCUGCCCAGGGCCCUCGGCGCAGUCCGGGGCCAAACCGCGGGAAGGAGGUGGGGCUCGCAUCUGCACGGCCAGCAGCAGGACGGAAACAGGGACUUGCCCCCGGGGAACUUCUUCACGAGUCCCGUGGUCACGGGCAAGCUCCUGUCCAGCUGGGUGAAAAGAAAAGGCUCCGAGAGUUUCUUAGCGGGGACGGAUAGCCUUGCAGUAGGUACCUGCGUUCACGACCAAGCACGGGCACCGAGUUUCUACAGGGGUAAUAAACCACCUGCUGGGUUAUACAGCCCACCUCAUAUGGCUUUGUGCAGUAUUGGGACCCGGGAAGGGUUACAGCAGCAGAGCGGGCAGUAUUAGUACUGGCAACGAGCAAAGACGCAUUGUUGCAUGUCAUUUUGAGCCAAUGGGGGGAGGGGAUGAAAACAGUAGUUAUGAUGGUUGGAAAAGUUAGUCUCUUAGGGGAAAGAAAAGAGAAACACAUAUUAUUAAAAAAAAAAAAAAACAACAAAAGAAAAUGGGCUGAAGCCUUUAAAGUCAACUCUAUUUUUUUUUAAUAAGCUGUCCAGUUUUCAGCUAUAAAAUUAGGUUUGGGUAACAUGGUUUGUAUGCUUAGUUAUUUUCGUUUGUUUGUGUUAAGCAUCCCAUAUAAUAUAGUUGGGCUUUAUGAUCUUUGAGAAAGGUAUCAAUGGAAGGAAUGUGAGGAUACUUGGGCUUGAUUUUGGGGGUCGGGGAGAAGGUUAACAUUGUUCCAACAUUAGAAAGAAUGUGAUUAUCUGUUUUUGUGUUUUCCAGUAAAUAUUCCUGGCCAUAGCUACAACUUUAAUAUUACUGCAGAAAUUGGCUUUUGUUCUGAGGAUCAAGGAAGAAAAAAAAAAGUGUAUUUUGAUACACUGUUCUCUACAAUGAGAGGAAUUAGAGGUAUAAGCAGAAUUCAAAUUCAGGGGGAAAAGGGAAAAGUAUACUUUCAAAGUUUUCAGCUGGAUAAUCACAGUUCUUGAUAAUGCAGAUAAAAUCCAAGUGUUAUUUUAAAUCCGUAGCAUCAUCACUAUAAAUGCAAUUAUGUUUGCAAAAAGAAGAAAGUAGAGUAGUUCUCGUGUAUAGAGUAUAGUAGUGUGUGUGUCUGGGCCUAUAUACAAUUAUGUGCUUGCACUCCAUAAGGCUGCUCUUGAGGAAAGCAAAAGUGAAGGUUUUAGGAGAAGGACCGUGUUUAAAAAUCCUGCCAGAGGCAGACCUUCCAAUUUCUCUGAUCUCUACAAUGUUAGAGAAACACCAAAUGCCAUAUUUUGCUCCGGUUCACUUAACUUUAUUUUGGUAUUGCCAUUUAUGGUGACUUAAAACUGUGUUUUUGAAGAAAUAAUAUUUUGUUACAGUUUUCCAGAAUGAAACUCUUAUUUGAAAGAUGUGUAAUGUUUAAUUACACCUCCCCGGGGUUCUCCUCUCUCCUGACGUGUGGGCUUCGGCCAAGAGUUUCCCAAAUUGACAGGAGAAUCAUUCCAGCAGAAAUACGGUAACCCCAUCCUCGAGGCUGAAACUUACCAAGUUGAGUGACUCUCCUCUUUUGCUUCAAUCAGAUUAUGGCUGCGUGCACAGCAGCCGUGGUAAAUAAAUGCAUAUUUGCACUAUCUGCUUCAUGAGCAAAUCUCUGUGUCCACGGUUUCUGGUGGCAUAUGGCAUUGGUGUGUCGACUGUUCUGUCCUGGUUCUGUGUCUCAUCUGCACAGACAUAUUUUUAGUUGCUUCCAUUGUGUUUAGUCCACUGCUUUGUGGGAGUCAGUGUUUCUGAAGCUCGUUUCAAAAACAAGCAAAAAAAUUCCUCUUCAUUCCAAGCUUCCUGAGUUCAGGAUACGCUUCACAGAUUUUCCAGCUCUUCUUCUCUCCCCGUCUCUUGGUCGGACCUCCUCGUGGAAGCAUUAUCCGCACUCUGGUCUUGAAAUAAAUGAAAUUUCACUGAGGCUGCUUUUGAGAAUAGAGUCUCUGGUAUUUUUCUUAGGUAAGAAGCACAUUUGCAAGAAUCACGGAGAAAAUGAUGAGCUAAUGGUCUAGAAUAGAAUCACUGCUAUACUUUUAAUAAUGCAAUGACAUAGAAACCAUCAAAGUAAAACCAACAAUUCAUUUCUUGCCCCCAGGAAAUAUUGGAACAAGAUUAAUGCCGAUGAGUCCCUACUGCUUACACAGCUUCUCCUCCAGGGAGAACGCCUGACUGACACGGUAAUGAAGGAAUAAAUAGAACCCUAAUGCGAUUGUGAAGUCACCCAAGAAAAUUGUGCCCACUCUUUUCACUUUGACCUAUAUAAAAUACCUCUUUUUUCAGCAUAUCUUCCCCUGAUUUUCUGCAGUAGAGCUCUGUGGCUAAGUGUACACCAGACAAGCAUGUGUUAUGUUUUGAUUCAUUACCUUUAAGCACAUGGUAUCUUUUCACUUGGGGGAUAGUUGGUUUUCCCUGUAGGUUACAGAACUGCUUGCAGUCAGGCCAGCAUGGAACUUGGUGGGGUCACCACUGAUCCAAGGAGCUGGAAGGGUCCUUAAAAUCUGCUUGUCUAAUCCCCUUCCCUUUUUUAUUUUUUUAUGAAAGAGGAAACAUGACCAGAGAGAGGAAAGGACUUGCCCAAGCUCAUGCAGGGACCAGAACCCGUCAUUUGGCUAAUAUUCUUUCUAUAUAAAAUUGUUCACCACUAAACCUCUGUGGACGUGGUAUCUGCCUGCUUCUGCUGGACCAUCCGACAUCUCAUACUCCUGCUUUGGAAUAUGCUAGCAAAGAGAAUUCAUGGAGAUUAUUUCUCUGGAAGCCUUAGGAUCUCAAGUUUCCUUGCAGCCACCCCCAGUAAGGAUGUAGUUUCAGAAUUCACACAUUUCUUUGGACACUUAUCAAAAUGCUACUUUUACCAAAUGAAUGUUUUCUAAAAUGAGGAUGGAAUGUUAAUUACAGAAUGGAACUCAGACCAGGCAUCAGUUAUAGUGAGACUUUGAUUACAGUGUUACCUACUGGAUGCAGUUCUGUUUUUCUUUUUUUCGCCCUCCCCUUCCCAGUCCUGCUGUUUGUUCCUCUCCCCUCCUCCCCUCCGCCAUGAUGAACCACAUGGAAAAUAUGUAAGCCAGUCAGUGUCUUGACUUUUUUUCGAUCACGUAUGUGCUACCUCCGAGGAGCCAUUUUCCAUAGUCUGUUGUGGGCACUUUACCUGUAUUACACACAUUCUUGUGAGGUUGAGAGUAGCUGGACUGGACCUUUGAUGUUUGUCAUGUAGCGAGCGGAAGCUAUGAGGCUGUAAAAGAUGAAUAGAGUAGGUGUUCAUAUGCUUUCUUCUGCAAGCAUUUUGCUGCUGAGUUCCAUUCCACGCCAGCUUUCCAUUUACUCAUGUCCUGCCCAUUCGUGAAAUGCCAUUGUAGAAGACAGUGGGAAGAACGGGUCAAGUCUAUGCAUUUGAGGUUUACCCUAUCAGACAAUCAGUCAGAAGACCUGGAACGGGCAUUUAGCAUGCAUUCCUGGGACUUAUCUGGAACUGCCAUUGAGAAUCACUAGCACAGCCUGAAAAAGAAGCAGGUAAAAAAGAUAGACACCACUGGCCAUCGACUACUUACUUCCCACCCUGUCCCCGUCCCCUCCCCCCACCCGCUACCCCCACUAAUGCUGUGUCUACGUCAUCAAAGUCGGGAACUGAGAAGAGAGAUAACCACAGGGAAUCAUGUGAGACCCAGACAACACUUCCCUGUGAACGAAUUCGGGAAGAUCUGAUGUUCAUUUUGCAUGGGCUGCCCAGUUAACUGUCUGGUUUCUUCACACUUCUGCCCUCCCAGUGCACAGGUUUUGCUAAAAGUCAUUAGGCUUGCAUGUUUUAUAUUUUUCACUUCCAACCAUGAGAAAGGGAGAUUUGAAGAGGUGCUGCUUCAGAGUUCUCAUUUUGUGUGGUCUGUGAGAAGGCGGUUACGUGUUUAGGCUGGUGUUCGUCCCGUGACAUUCAACUGCACAUUUUUCUGGUGGAAAUCCACAAAGGCUUUGAGCUUCGGGUUGCAUAAUUCUAGGGUUUAAAGCCACCAUUUGUGGGUUUGACAUCAGUUAAUACUUAGCCAGCUGGCUAAGAGGUAGGAAAAGUAAGAUUUUCUUUCCUUACGUAAUAAUGAAAAGCAAUAAUUACAAGUAUGUAAUAUUACACAAAGGCCAUAAUUAGUCUCUUUCAGUGUUGAAGAUGCACUAGAGAAUCGUAUAGUCCAUUCAAAGUGUGUUUGGACCCAUUGGUAUGGACCGUAGCACCCUUUCCGGCAAACAAAUACCAGAAUUGCUACUACUUGACAACUUUCUGAGCCCAUACUACUGCAUUUCAGGAGGUGACAAAUGUGUUCAGGAAAUGGAAGCACUGUAUCAGAGAGAUUGUCUUGUAAAUUUACCUGUUACAAACAGGCUGGUUUGUAAAAGAUGUAUGUUUUGGUGUUUAAAAUGUUUAUAGAAUUGUAUAUAACGGUUUCAAUUUUCCAGGCUUUUUGUAGAUACUGUAUUUGAUGCCUAUCAGGAUGCUUUAAUUUGGGGGAUCGAGUAUAAUUCUAAGUCACCCAUGCUAUUGGUCUGCAAACUUUUAAGGUAACUCCAUGCACACAAACAAACACACAGGACUUUAGAUUUGAAAAGGAUGUUUUUUAAUCAUUUCAAAAUGUACUGUAAUCUUUUUGGGGUUCUACUGUUUUCGUUUAACUUUCUCUGUUUCCAAGAAAAUGUUUGUAUUGACAUUUUUUUUAAAAAGUGUGUUUUGCCCAGUGACUAAGUAUCUGAUUUUUAUGCCAUUUCAGGUUCAGAUGAAGUAUGUCAUUUCUUUACACACACACACACACACACACACACACACGCACAUGUGAACUCCCCUAAACUUGCACACACACCACACACCAAACCUUAUGCAAAGGGGAAAGCUAGCACUUCAAGUGAGCCUUGUCCCUUACAGAUGGAUUGUUUCUGCAUAUAUUGCUGUUGGCAGUACUCAGUCUUGUGUUCUUUUUCUAAAAAAAAAAAAAGAAAAGAAAAGAAAGAAAGAACAGAACAACAACAAAAAGACAGCCCA